Messenger RNA from Triticum urartu, 1542 nucleotides. RefSeq names its product Diacylglycerol kinase family protein (gene LCBK2). Gene Ontology annotation, biological process: phosphorylation; phospholipid biosynthetic process. The record is from RefSeq and is a predicted model, not a curated record. Gene Ontology annotation, molecular function: ATP binding; kinase activity. Lineage: Eukaryota; Viridiplantae; Streptophyta; Magnoliopsida; Poales; Poaceae.
UUUCGUCGAGCAUCCCUCGUGUGUGUGUGUGUCUCCACAGUCAAAUCGGGAUAAAGCAACGGCGACGUCAUGGCCUCGCCGGCGACGCCGAGGCCGGCGCUGAUCCGGCCGCGCGCCUCGCGCAGCCGCUCCCAGUUGGGCGCCGUCAGCCUCGCCUCCGACCACGCCGCCGCCACGGCCUCCUCCGGCCGCCGCCGCGACUUCGUCUUCGUCGUCAACCCCUCCGGCGCCAAUGGCCGGACGGGCAAGCAGUGGAAGCAGCUGCUCCCCUUCCUCCACACCCGCCUCGCCGACCAAUGCAACAUUUGCGAGUGCAUCACUUCGGGCCCGUCGCACGCCAUAGAUGUCACGAGGGAGGCUAUAAAGGACGGUGCUGAUGCUGUGAUCGCCGUUGGCGGGGAUGGGACGCUUCAUGAGGUGGUGAAUGGCUUCUUUUGGAAAGGAAGCCCGGUCCGUGCUCUCGAUCGAGGGCCUGAUCACUUGACGGCACUUGGUCUCAUCCCACUUGGAACUGGCUCAGACUUUGCUAGGACAUUUGGAUGGUCAAAUGAUCCCCGUCAGGCGAUUGAUCGAAUUGUGAGAGGAGUUAAAUCAAAAUUAGACAUUGGCAUGAUGGAAGGUCCAAAUGGAGACCCACAUUUCUUUAUAAAUGUUGCUGACAUCCAUCUGAGUGCCAAGGCAGGUUAUUUUGCUUCUAUGUACAAGAGGUUUGGCAACUUAUGUUAUGUUCUGGGAGCUUUAAGAGGCUUUUGGGGUCAUACUAAUCGAGAUUUGAGAAUAAAGGUAAAUGGAGGAGAAUGGAGAACAGUUGAUAAAGUCACUGCUCUAUGCGUUGGAAAUGCCAAGUACUUUGGUGGUGGCAUGAAGAUUACUCCAACAGUUGAUCCUUUUAGCGGUGACCUUCAGGUUGUUAUUAUCCAAGAUUUCAAGUGGUACAGUUUUCUUCUUAAGCUACAUAGGCUGUAUGGAGGCACACACUUAACGGUGAAUGGCGUGUCAUCAAUAAGAGUACAAUCAGUUGAAGUGGCAGAAGUGGUGCCUAACGGCGACGUCUUUGUGCAAUCUGACGGGGAGCAUUUCGGUUUUCUUCCGACCAAAUUCUCAGUUCUGCCUGGCGCAGUAGAUUUCUUCAGCUAAACCGCUGUGCUGUUUCUUCCUGUCGGAUUCCGACGGACAGAAGACGCGUGAUUCUUGGUGUGAGUUGCCCUGUUCACCUGGUCAAUUUCUUGUGCCAUAGAUCACGACGUUCUUCCUCCUGUUACACUAGCUUAAGAUGACGUGGCAAUCAGGUUGCUCCACUCACUUGAUCUUCUGGUCUGAUAUGGUAGUACGCACGUGAAACAAAUUACUGAUGUGCAGCAGCCACCCGCCAUGUAAUUUCUCUGCCUGCAUGCAGCAUAGAAUAGUCGGGUCGUUGGUGUUCAUAGACAAGCUGUAGAGUCACAGCACAGGGGCCGAACUGGUAUGAGUGUAAAUUUCACUGUUGUUUCUUCAGUCUUGUAAGUACCGUGUGCAAUAAUACGCUGCUUGUUGCUCGAACAA